GCGGUGCGCGCACUGUCACGUUGAUGUGGGCACGGGCUUACGUAGGAAAUUCGGCGCGCGAAAGCUGUAGCAGGAAGUGAGACCAGCCGAGGGGAAACGGCGGCCAGUCUGCGAUUUGAAUAUAUCUAACUACUUCCAUAAUCUACAAACAUCUACAUUAAUAUGGCAGACCCGAAGGACCAGGAAGAGCCCGAAACAACUGCAGAUAAUGCAGAGGACUCUAAUCAUGAUCCCCACUUUGAGCCCAUCGUGUCCCUUCCCGAGCAAGAUGUGAAAACAUUAGAAGAGGAUGAGGAGGAACUCUUUAAAAUGCGGGCUAAAUUAUAUCGUUUUGCCUCUGAGAAUGACCCACCAGAGUGGAAGGAGAGGGGAACAGGUGACGUCAAGCUGCUGAAACACAAAGAGAAGGGCACAAUCCGCCUCUUGAUGAGGAGAGACCGCACCUUGAAGAUUUGUGCCAAUCAUCACAUUAUGCCUAGCAUGGAGCUGAAGCCCAACGCCGGCAGUGACAGGGCAUGGGUGUGGAACACACUAGCAGAUUAUGCUGACGAAAGCCCCAAACCUGAACUCCUGGCAAUACGCUUUUUAAAUGCAGAAAAUGCUCAGAAGUUCAAGGGGAAGUUUGACGAGUGCAAGGAGGAGGUCAAAAAAAGUCUUGAUGGAACAGGCAACACUGAUAGCGCAAACAAAGUGGCAGAGAAGCUGGAGGAACUCUCCGUGAAGGACAAGGCAUCAGAAGGAAAAGAGGUCAAAAAGGAGACUGAGGUGAAAGAAGAGAAAAAGGAGGUGAAGGCUGAGGAGAAGAAUUGAGAACCAAGAACUUGCUUUGCUGAUCUUCAAUAUAUCAGUUUUUCCUCUUUUUCUACAAUAGACUCUAAAUGGACUGAAUUUGGACACUUGCAUAUUAGUUUUUUUUUUUUUUUUUAAUUAUCUGUUUUUCUCAAGAUCACAAGUCCUUCAUGCCACUUGGGGGGAGGGGGAUAUACUAGAGAGGGAAUUAUUGGGGGAGGGAAAAAAAUUACAAUCCCCACCCUUUUCUCUCUUUGCAUCCACCAUUGAAUGCUACGCUUUCCAUCCUUGUCAUCUACAGUUCAAUUUUGACAACCUGUGAGAAGAGGAUUGUGAUGGUGAUAAUUCCCACAUUGGGGUACUUUUUGUUUUGUUAUUCUGAAGCAGAGUUGUUUGUAGGGGGAGAGGAUAAUGUAGCCUGCUGGUUAGCAGCACAGGGCCAGGGACCAGGUAUUAUGGAGGUGCACUAUACACAUAAAAACCCAUGAUGCAUCUCAGUGGGCCUUCUUACCCUGUCCACUGUCCAUGCUUCCACUGUUAGAAACCGCAAGUGAGGUGAAGACCUGUCAGUGGAUGCCUUGUAGAAGUAGUUUCUUGGUUCCUUCUUUUGUUAGUUCUGUUGGGAACUGGCUAGAAGAGGAAUCCACUCCAGGCUGUUGAGGGGCAUCAGAUGCGUGCUGCAGAGCGCAGUGUCCACCAAUGGCUGACUGAUAGAGAUCAGAUGCACUUAGCUAAGCUUUUCCUUUUUGUUUUAAUUCUCUGAAAACCAAUAAGUCCAAAGUCAACGGUUCAUCACUUUGGUGCAGCUAUUCUGACUUAAGUUCCUCACCAGGAAAUGGAGUUUGCAUUCUUUAGAUCAUAACAUUCCCAGACUUUAAGCAUGUAGAGUAUAUGUAACAGUGUGCCCUAUCUGAUCUGUGUGCUCACCCCCCUCUCCUUUUCUUUCCACUAAUUGAGUUGGUAACCUUGCCUCUAAAGUGCAUCUAAGUGCCAGUGCAUCUGUAAAUACAUGUAUAUGGAUGAAAUGUUGCUUUUCAUUUGAACUCAAAUGAUUUGAGAUGUUUCCUCCACCUUCGAAUAAAAGCUGUCAAAGCCCA
Molecule: messenger RNA, 1886 nt
Organism: Etheostoma spectabile (orangethroat darter)
Lineage: Eukaryota; Metazoa; Chordata; Actinopteri; Perciformes; Percidae
Gene: ranbp1
Product: RAN binding protein 1
Exons: 6
Coding region: 163-810 (215 amino acids)
Biological process (GO): positive regulation of mitotic centrosome separation; nucleocytoplasmic transport
Cellular component (GO): cytoplasm; nuclear pore; centrosome
Molecular function (GO): GTPase activator activity
Source: RefSeq, a predicted model, not a curated record